UCAGGUCUUAACAAUGAGCGGCUCUCGAAUUUACAUUGGGAGAAUCCCCUACAACGCAAAGGAAAGGGAUAUUGAGCGAUUUUUUAAAGGUUUUGGGAGAAUCAGAGAUAUCAACUUGAAGAAUGGUUUUGGAUUUGUUGAAUUUGAUGAGUCUAGGGAUGCUGAUGAUGCUGUGUACGAACUGAAUGGGUGUCAACUCCUUGGAGAGCGUGUAAUCGUGGAACACAGUCGAGGCUCCUCAGCCGGCUACAACAAUCGCCGAUCAAGCGGCGGCAUGUAUGGUGGAAAGGAUGGGAGAGACGGCGGGAGAGAUGGGAGAAAAGGAGCUUGGUUCGACAAGUAUGGACCCCCCACAAGAACAGAUUAUCGAAUUACGGUGGAAAAUAUUUCUAGUCGCGUCAGUUGGCAGGACUUGAAAGACUUCAUGCGUUCUGCUGGAGAGAUUACGUUUGCUGAUGCCCACAAACAAAGAGUAGGAGAUGGUGUGGUGGAGUAUGCCAGCUAUGACGAUAUGAAGUGUGCCAUGAGAAAGCUGAAUGGAGCAGACCUCAAUGGACGGAAGCUAAAACUCCACGAAGACUAUCGUGGAAGCAGGCGAAAGACUCGUUCAAGGUCCAGGUCUCGAUCCCGUGACAGAAGCCGAAGCCGUGAUCGAAAAUCUCGUUCCAGAAGCAGGGAUCGCUCCCGUUCAAAAGACCGUUCUCGUGACCGGGACCACUCCCGUGAUCGCUCUAGGUCCGGUUCCAGAUCUCGAGACCGUGGUCGCUCUCGUUCCAGAGAUAGAAGCCGAUCUCCUCGCAGCCACUCAAAGAGCAAGUCACCUGUUAGAGACCGAUCUAGAAGCCCUUCUGCUGAGAAUAAUGGAGAUGAGGUGAUCAAGAUGGAAACUAGUGGAAGUCCACGUCGAUCCCCAAGCCGUUCACCCAUAAAAGAAUACUCUCGCUCGCCCUCUCCCAAGAAAAGCCCCAAGAAAAGCCCUGCAGCAGACGACACCAGAUCUCGAAGUGCCUCUCCAGUAGCAAACGAUGUUGAUGAAUAAGCUGACUAUACUUACUUGAACUUUGUAGUUUAGAGUCUAUAUACAUACGUGUUGUCCUUUGACCUUUUUGUAGAAACUUUCCAUUUAUUACCCACCAACUUUAUUGCACCAAAA
Molecule: messenger RNA, 1153 nt
Organism: Halichondria panicea
Lineage: Eukaryota; Metazoa; Porifera; Demospongiae; Suberitida; Halichondriidae
Product: serine/arginine-rich splicing factor 5-like
Exons: 8
Coding region: 14-1039 (341 amino acids)
Cellular component (GO): nucleus; cytoplasm
Molecular function (GO): mRNA binding
Source: RefSeq, a predicted model, not a curated record